Messenger RNA from Elgaria multicarinata webbii, 3900 nucleotides. RefSeq names its product von Willebrand factor A domain containing 5B1 (gene VWA5B1). Lineage: Eukaryota; Metazoa; Chordata; Lepidosauria; Squamata; Anguidae. Bases 1 to 3900 code for a protein of 1299 amino acids. The transcript is spliced from 21 exons. The record is from RefSeq and is a predicted model, not a curated record.
AUGCCAGGGCUCAUCAACCGGACGACCAACGCUGCUCUCCCGCUCACUGCCUCCGAGGUCACCUCUUGCGUCAGCGGCUAUGCGUUUGGGAUGACUGCCUCCCUUACCUACGGCAACUCGGAGGACCAUCCUUUUGAAGGCCUCUUUGUCUAUCCGUUGGAUGAGUACACAACCGUGGUUGGCUUUGAAGCGGUUGUCUCCGAGCGGGUUGUGACCGUGCAAAUCAAAGACAAGGCCAGGAUAGACGAUUGCUACUUUGAUUGCUGUGGCCCCGCCAAUGGAAGGACGUUGGAAGAAGGACGCAUCGUGCUGGAUGAGGACUUGGAGAGGAUCGUCUUUGUGGCCAACGUGGGCAUCGUUCCUCCCCAGGAGAGCGUCUCCGUUUGCAUCAGCACCUCCUCCGAGCUGCGGACUCUCCCUAGCGGGGCUGUGAGGGUCCUCCUUCCAGCCGUGUGCGUCCCCAAGGUCCCCCAGAACAGCGCUGACACCACCACCACCCUCUCUGGACACCACCUUCGCUUCAGAGACAGACAUUACUGCGGUGCCACUGCUCCGGACCAAGUGGGGAAAUUCUGCCUGGCCCGUCUUCUGGAGACUGAGGCAGUGAACCCUACGGCAUAUGAGUUCAACUUCUACUUGGAGAUCCGAGGACCUUGCUUACUUGCUGGAGUCGAAAGCCCGACGCACGAGAUCCGAGCGGAUGCCGAUCCGUCUGCCAGAUCCGCCCAGAGCAUUGCGAUCACGCUGGCCAACAAACAUACCUUUGACCGACCUGUGGAGAUCCUGAUCCAUCCAAGCGAACCCCACAUGCCUCACGUCUUGAUGGAAGAGGGCGACAUGUCUCCUGCCGAGUAUGAGCAACACUUGAAGGGGCGGAAUGACUUCAUUAAAGGGACGAAGAAGGAUCCGAGCCCAGAGAAAAAGACAGAAAUUAUCCGGAAACGCCUUCAUAAGGACAUCCCUCACCAUCCUGUGGUCAUGUUGAACUUCUGCCCUGAUCUGAGGUCUGUCCAGCCCAACCUCCGGAACACCCACGGGGAAUUCAUCUUUCUUGUCGAUCGCAGCGGAAGUAUGAGCGGCGUGAACAUCAGCCGGGUCAAGGGUGCCCUGUUGGUCAUUCUGAAGAGUCUUAUGCCGACGUGUCUCUUCAACAUCAUCGGAUUUGGAUCAACCUUUAAAGCCUUGUUUCCUUCCAGCCAGACGUAUUGCGAGGAGAAUUUGGCCAUUGCAUGUGAGAGCAUUAAGAAGGUCCGCUCGGACAUGGGCGGAACCAAUGUCUUAUCGCCUUUGAAAUGGAUCAUCCGGCAGCCGAUCCACCGAGGCCACCCGCGGCUGCUUUUCCUGCUGACAGAUGGUGCCGUUAGCAACACCGGGAAAGUUCUAGAGCUCGUACGGAAUCACUCAUUCUCCACCAGGUGCUAUACUUUCGGCAUCGGGCAAAAUGCUUGCCGGAGGCUGGUGAACGGUCUGGCGGCGGUGUCCAAAGGAAGCGCGGAAUUCCUCGCUGAGGGAGAGAGGUUGCAGCCAAAGAUGAUAAAGUCUCUGAAGAAGGCAAUGGCUCCGGUUGUCAGCGACGUCUCGGUUGACUGGGUCUUCCCCGAAACGACUGAAGUCUUAAUCUCGCCAGUCAGUGCCAGCUGUCUUUUUCCAGGGGACCGCUUGGUUGGCUACAGCAUUGUCUGCGAUACAUCCCUGUACAUUUCUAACCCCAGGCUGGACAAGAGGCGGCGUUACAGCAUGCUGCAUUCCCAAGGCUCGGGCAGCUCCGUUUUCUUCCACUCGCAAGAAGAAGGCAGUGCCUCCGACAACUGGGCCUCUGCCAAGGAUCCGGAAAGUGGAUUCCCUUCCGAGAGGAGUCCCGAUCUUCUUGGCACUGCCGGAGACCCGGGAAGUGAAUCCGACGUGGACUCGGGGAUGGACACUGCAACCUCUUCGCGGCGGAGGGCAUACAGCACCAAUCAAAUCGCGGACCGCGAGCCCUCCCGGAGGGUCCCCACCGCCAGUGAUCCCAGCUGUGCCCUGAUUAAGAAUCCUCUCCGGAAAGCCCAGCUGCAGGAUCUCAGCCAGAUCGGUCCGGAACUGCAGAGCUGGGAAGCUGAGUUCCAGUCUUCUCAGCCUUUCACAGCCAGCCCCCACAUCUCUGCCACGAGAAUACGAGGCGUUGGCGCGAGGCGUCCGUCCCUGCUCCAGCAAAGUCGUCUCUCCCUGUGCCACAACUUGGACUCACCACCACCGCACCUUGGGCUCGGGCUAGCCACGCUGGAGAAGAGUUCCGCCCAGCUGGAGACCAACUCCCUCCUGGGCUCCGUCUUUUCAGAAGGCCGAAGCCCCGGAGAUCCGGAUUCUGCUCAGCACCCUUCGUUCAACUUCGAGACGGAGACGUCGUCAGACUGGGAGCUGCACGAGCUGGACGUUGGUUCUGCUGGCAGUAGCCUUCAGCGCUCCCCGAGAUCCAUCUGCAAAGCUGUGGUGAAAGGUUUGCGGAACAACGAGCCUGUCCAGUGGGAGAUCGCUUUUGACCUUGGGCCGCUUUUCCGAGGCAGAGAGAGUAAAGCGGACGAGGAGGAAGAUCUCUGGAACGAGACCUUCCACCACCUGGCCGCCAGGUCCAUCGUCCGCGACUUCGAACAGCUCACCGAGAGGGAAUGCGAAAUUGAGCACGGGUCUGGCCGGCGCUACCAGGUGAAUGCCGUGCACACAAGCAAAGCCUGCAACGUGAUCAGCAAAUACACAGCUUUCCUCCCUGUAGACCUGAGCAACAACAGUUACUUGGCAACUAUUGUUGAAUAUCCCAAUGCAGGUCCACCACUGAAACUUGGCAGCCAACGGAGUUGGGGUUCAGAUGGCAAGCGACAUCGAGGGCCGUCGGCUGGGCUGGGCCGCACCCAGUCAACCUCCGGCCAAGACGGAGCUGAUGACGGUUUCCACAGCACAAAUGUAGAAGAGAACAGCGUAUCUCCGUGCAGCACACCUUCUUCUUCAGGAUGGGAUCGCUACACUUUCCCAGAUGCGCCACUGCGAAGUCCAUCAGUUUCAUCCCAGAAAUCCAUUGAGGGUUUUUUUGCCGCCAGGUUGACCUUUAACAAAACGCGACUGCUUACCCGAGCUGCCCGCGGCUUCAUGAGUAAAUCUCUCACCAGGACCAGUGAGCCAAAUGUGGAGAGCGACAAUGAAAACGCUGACUACCUGCCCCUUGUGUCGCUUCAGCUCGCCUGCGGCUCCUUCCUCUUGAACAAGGCUUUCUGUGAAGCCAUCAACAUCCCUCUGGACAAGCUCAAGCGGACGUCGCCUUUCACCUGCCACCGGAUGGCCCUCAGCCCCUCGGCCACCUCCUGGAAAUCAGCUACCUCUGGAGAAGGCAAGAGCCCAGGGGGAGCCCCAGGCAACGCUCUCGGAGAAAACGCCAACAAAGAAGCGGGUGGUGAGGUGGGCCGGGCCCGCUCCUCCUCGGGCAGCGCAGCUGAAAGCCCCUCCGGAGCCCGGAAGGCCAAGAACAGACCCUCCCCUCCGGCCAUCACCAUCCAGCGCUUCUCCUCCCCGGAGAAUGCCCUGUCGCCGCAGGAGUCCCAGGCCGACAGCGGGAGGGGUUCCGAGUCGGACAGCUCCGAACUGCAGUCCUGGCUCUUUGACAUUGAGCUCCAGCGACAGACGGAGCCCGAGGGCAUGCUGUGGGCCACGGCCGUCGCCCUGGCCUGGCUGGAGCACAGCUCGGCCUCCUAUUUCAUCGAGUGGGAGCUGGUGGCGGCCAAGGCCAGCCAGUGGCUCAGCGAGCAAGAGUUCCCCGAAGGCCGCAGCCUGCUGACAGUGAAGGCCGCGGCCCAGCAGCUCUUUGUGUUGCUCAGACACUGGGACGAGAACCUGGAGUUUAACCUGCUCUGUUACAACCCUAAUGAUGUAUAG